Gymnodraco acuticeps is the source of this 1563-nucleotide messenger RNA. It is a transcript of the gene pbk, whose product is annotated as PDZ binding kinase. Gene Ontology annotation, biological process: protein phosphorylation. The transcript has 7 exons. The coding region runs from base 116 to 1150 and encodes 344 amino acids. The record is from RefSeq and is a predicted model, not a curated record. Lineage: Eukaryota; Metazoa; Chordata; Actinopteri; Perciformes; Bathydraconidae. Gene Ontology annotation, molecular function: protein serine/threonine kinase activity; ATP binding.
GUUUGUCCCUCUGUGGCCUCCGUACAGCCCGCUGAGACGGAAGCAUUGUUUUGAAUGUUCGGCGCGUUUUGAGUUUGUGCAGCAGAUUUGUUGAGACAGUGAAAGUAAACGCAGAAUGGCCUCCAAAUGUAUCAAUGAGAGUGCGAUGAAGACUCCUACAAACGUCCGAGUGAAGAAGUUUGUGAACGGGGGGACCCCCAUCACCAUCCCGGCCUCACCCUUCAUGAAGAAGCUCGGCUGUGGGACUGGGGUCAACGUUUACCUCAUGGACAGAAUAGGAAAGCUGAACGCGUCUCCCUGGGCUGUGAAGAAGAUCAACACCAAGUGUGCAUCCAAUCAGAUGGCGGUGUAUCAGAAGCGCCUGAGCGAGGAGGCGAAGGUCCUGAAGGAAAUCAAUCACCCCAACAUCGUUGGGUUUCGUGCCUUCACCGAGGCCAAUGACGGAUCAAAGUGUCUGGCGAUGGAGUACGGAGGAGAGCAGUCGCUCAACGACCUGAUCGAGACGAGGAAGGUGGAUGGCCUCAAAGCUUUCCCUGCUGCCAACAUCGAGAAAGUAGCGCUGCAUGUUGCACGUGGCCUUCAGUAUCUGCACAAUGAGAAGAAGCUGCUGCAUGGCGACAUGAAGUCCUGUAACGUCGUCAUCAAGGGCGACUUUGAGACGGUGAAGAUCUGCGAUGUCGGUGUGUCUCUGCAGCUCGACGAGAACAUGAGAGUGUCAGAUCCGAAGGCGGAGUACAUCGGCACCGAGCCGUGGACACCGAAGGAAGCUCUGGAGGGCGGAGAGAUCACGGACAAGGCGGACAUCUUUGCAUACGGGCUGACGCUGUGGGAGAUGAUGUCGCUGGCCAUGCCUCACCUGGAGAUGCUGGAGGGUGAGGACGACGAAAAAGAAGUAGAUGAGGAGGAGGAAGAUGAAGACAAAUCGAUGGAGUUCAGUUUCGACGAGGACGCGUACUACGAUAGGUUGGGCACGCGGCCGGCGGUGGACCUCGAGGCUCUCGGCAGCUCGUACCGGAGGAUGGUGGAGCUCUUCUACCUGUGCACUGAGGAAAACCCCAAGAAAAGACCCUCAGCCACACGGAUCCUCCAGGCUUUAGAGAGCAACGUCCCGCUGAAUAAAAACCCCAGCGAGGUGAUCGUCAUCGACUAGAUCUGCAAGUUAGUUAUCUAGUUUAGGAUCCAGACUAUUAUUUAAAGACUGGUUUAAGAUGUGUUGCAAAUUUCUCUUAUUUACUAUCCAGAAAAUGUAAAUGUUUCAGAUCUGGACUAAAUGUAGGAAAACACCAGGCGCUGAAUGGUUGAUUUUGGCGGGAAUGAGCUUAGAAAAACAAAUCUUUAUACUGUCCACGCUUUCAGGAGCAUCUAUUUGUGUUGUCCUUUUCCAUGUAUUUCAACUUCGAGAGUGUAAAUGUUUCUACUUACUGUUUGUCUUAUGUGUUUGUUUCUGCACUUCUGUAAACAUUCAUGUCUCGAUCAAACUCUUGAGCUAUCCUGUGUUUUCUUCUUUGGAUGUUGCGCUUAUGUAUUAUCGUUCAUAAUACAAUUAAAGAAAUAUAGAAUGAA